AUGGAGCGUGGAAGAUUGAGCAGAGCCAAAGGCAGGCUGUCCCAGCUGCCAUUGAGAGUGCAAGACCCCAGCAGGAUGAGCAACGCGUACACAACUCCCCGCAGUGAAAGCCUUUCAAUAGGAAAACGCAGCAUAGGAAAACCUCUGCUGCAGACAUCUGAGAAGCGGACAAGCCUCUUUGGUCAACGAACAAGUGGAGCAAGCAUGCCACGCAGCAGCUCCAUUUAUGGCUUUGGAGCACCUGAGAAGAUUAAAGAUACACGGCCUCUGCACGACAAAGGUUACGUUCAGCAGUGCAUCAGACAGCUGUAUGAUUUCCUGGCAGAGCAGAGCUACAACGUGCCACCCAAAACUCUGCAGUCACCAUCCACCAAGGAGUUUGUCAAGAUCUUUGAGUUCAUCUAUCGUCAGCUGGACCCCACUUUUGAAAUGCCAAAAACCAAAGUGGAGGAAGAGGUUCCAGCUCUCCUCAAGUCACUCGGAUAUCCUUUUGUUCUGUCAAAGUCCUCUAUGUAUUCAGUUGGCGCUCCCCACACGUGGCCUCAGGCAUUGGGUGCCCUUCUGUGGUUAAUUGACACCGUCAAAAUCCACGCAAGCUUGAAUGAGCAGGAUCUCCUCUUCAGAGACUUCUGCGAAGAUAGCGACAACAUUGAUGACAGCGCAGAUUACAAUAAGCUCUUUUUCGACUACACAGCAACCACAUACACCAAAUUCAUGCAGGGCAUGGACACUUAUGAGGAGGAUGAUGAGGCCUUUGUCACUGAAUUGAAGAAGAUGUGCAAUUAUGAUGAAGAGCUGCUGACUGAUAUGGAGGAGAAGAAAAGGUUGCUUAUGGAUGAUGUUGAACGACUGGAGAAGGAAAACCAAAAGGACCGUCUCCAGUCCAAAAGGAUGGAGAUUAUGAGAAUGCAGUCAGACCUUCAAAAGUUGGGUGACUAUCACGCCCAAGUGGAGGCCUUCCAAACAAACCAAGAGAAAAAGUUCCUGGAGCUGGACGAAGAGUUAAACCAUGCUGUUAGCAGUCUGGAAUCUCUGAAAGUUGAGCAAUGUGAACUGGAAAAGGUUCGGCAGAACCAAAAGUACACACCUGCUGAUGUAGAGAGGAUCAACCAAGAAAAGCAGGAGGUUCAACAGGCCAUAGCCAUACACGGCAAGUCUCUUGAACAAGCCGAACAGCAGAAGUGGAGCGAACAAAUUGCGCUGGCCAAAGUGAAGGAGAAGGCCGAGUUGAAGCUUAACGAGUACCACAAACUGGCCCGCAAGCUGAAGCUCAUUCCGUUGUCAGCAGAGAAUGCCUGUGGCCAUGACUUUGAACUCAGGCCUUUUGAAUACGGACCUGGGAACAUUCAACUCAAGCCACAGACACGGAAUCUUUUGAAAAAACUGAUCAGCGAUGUGGAGGAUGAACGCAGCAAACUGUCCAACGCCAAGUUCAGUCUGGAGGACUCUCACGAACAGGUGAACUCAAAUGUCUUGGACAAGAAAAAUGACCUGAAGCAGCUGAAAGAGCAGAUCCGCAAGGAGGAUGAACGCUGGGAUGCCAGCCAGAAGGAGUUUGCACAAGAGGAACAAGAAUGGGCGAUGGAAGUGGAGGUGGUGGAGAGCAAGUGCAAUUUACUCAAGGAGAAGGACAAAUGCUUUUAUGAGGAUACCAUGCAGCAGAAUAAGGCGCUGCAGCAACAGUACCACCGGGUACUGCUGGAAUCAAAGGAGGAGAGACGUAUGGUCGCCAACAACCUUACGAACAUUUUCACCACUGCAGCAGACCACCUUUCUGCCAUCGAGGAUUCUAUGAAGAACUUGGAAAGCUUCAUGGAAAACAUGAAUACUAAAGCACUGGAGGAGGAUGAGAAGUACGUGAGGGAGAUUUUGGAAAUCUCCAAAUCAAAGAUCAAUUGA
Molecule: messenger RNA, 1899 nt
Organism: Nerophis lumbriciformis (worm pipefish)
Lineage: Eukaryota; Metazoa; Chordata; Actinopteri; Syngnathiformes; Syngnathidae
Source: RefSeq, a predicted model, not a curated record